This is a messenger RNA of Acytostelium subglobosum LB1, 1569 nucleotides long. RefSeq lists its product as hypothetical. The transcript is spliced from 7 exons. Gene Ontology annotation, biological process: regulation of telomere maintenance via telomerase; telomere capping. Gene Ontology annotation, cellular component: nuclear telomere cap complex; chromosome, telomeric region. Gene Ontology annotation, molecular function: G-rich strand telomeric DNA binding; telomerase inhibitor activity. Lineage: Eukaryota; Evosea; Eumycetozoa; Acytosteliales; Acytosteliaceae. The record is from RefSeq and is a predicted model, not a curated record. Bases 1 to 1569 code for a protein of 522 amino acids.
AUGAUACACGCCAACAAUGUUAACAACAUAAAGAAUAAGACUUACAAAUAUACACCAAUUGCAGAUUUGGUACAUGAUGUACAAUGCAAUAUCUAUGCAUUCGUGAUUAGAACUUCACCUGCCAAACCAACACAAGGAACAGACAAAUGCGUUAGCCUUGUGGUGGGCGACUCACCAGAUCACAAGGUCAAUGUCAACCUAUUCUUUCGCAACUACUUUGAUCCUGCAGUACUAAAGGAUGGAACAAUAGUCAGACUUCAUAGGGCGAGGAUUAACAAGGAGUACAGCUCAUUGACAGCAUUUGGUAACAUGGAUGAUAGUCACAAUCACUUUACAAUGGUGUAUAUUCCUGGUGUUGAACGCGAUCCUAUCCAUCCCGUCAGCAGAACAAACUCGUACACAUUCACUGCCAUUGACGAGGCCCACAUCAGACGCUUGAGAGAGAUUUGGCGCGAAUGCAAGCACAUGUUCCUGGCAGCGGACAAUAUCCCACAGACAGUGGCUGGUGGUGUUGGAGGUGGUGCAAGGGCAAUGGGUAGUAGUGUGGCCGCUGGUCCCAUUGUCAAUCGCACUGCAUUGGGCGACAUCACCAUCAACUCUGGUCUGAUCAAUGUGGUGGCUCGUGUACUUUCCAAGGAUCACAUACUGGGCAUCAAUGGCAAAUGCAUGAAGCUGCUCCUGUGGGAUGGCAGUGGCGAGGGCUAUGAGUUCCUAAGGAACACCAGAGAGGGCCAUCGUCUGGGUGUCACGCUCACCCUGUUGUCAUGGGAGAACAUCCACUUCACAGGCAUGGACAGUCUCUCUGACGAGUGGAUCAUGGUUCGCAAGGUUCGACCAAACAUCUACAAUCAUCAAAUGGAGCUCAAGAUGAACAAAGAAUCAAUAUUCACUAUACUCGAACCAAACAAUCCAAUUGUACAACAGAUACAAGGCUACCACUCAGCAAGAGUUGCUGACUAUACUAGACAAAUUGGAAGAUAUGCACAAUCAUCAUCAGACAUGGAUGUUGACAGCAACAACAACAAUAUUAGAUUGGUACCACUUCAGACUCUAACAGAGAUCAAGUAUCCAAGCAAGCCAAUCACAAACAUCAGUCAAAUAAUAUCUCCAGAUGCAAAGGUACCAUGCAAGUACAAGAUAUUGGCCAAACUGAUACAACACAUUCCAAUGAAUGUUCAACAGAUUACAAGACCUUAUUGUGAUGAAUGCAAGUCAUUCUUUGACACACAGUUCCCUUCACAUAUGAUCGAUUCGGUGAGCAACUGUCCACUCUGCAAGAAACAAAACACCAUCCAAAUGGCAUACGUCAUGAAGCUUAUCCUAGAAGAUGAAACUGGUACCAUUCCAUUGAUACUCUUUGGACAACAUGCUGAUGAGUUCUUUGGAGCACCUGCUGAGAACUUGUACACGGACAAGGCAGCACUAUUACAGUUGGAAUCAAAGAUUGCAACACUCAAGAAUGGAUCAGCAUUCUAUUGUUGUCUGGUAUCAUACUAUGUCAACAAUGAGCCACUUCCAGAGAAUGUCAGGUAUCAAAUAUUCGAUACAAGGAUACAUAAAACUGUCUGA